UGCACGGGGAAAGGGGGUCUGCCUCCCUGGGAAAUGAUCCGAGGGGACCCAGCUCCCGCUCAUCCGCCCCCUUGAGCCACCCAGGACCGAAUUAAAAACCGGGAAGCAUCACAGGAAUUGUAGCCAUGAAUGAAGAGAACGCGGAUGGAACAAACGGCUGCGGCAAAGUACGCACUGGUACUCAGAAUGAAGCAGCCUUGCUGGCUCUGAUGGAGAAGACUGGCUACAACAUGGUGCAAGAAAAUGGUCAGAGGAAAUUUGGUGGUCCGCCUCCAGGUUGGGAAGGUCCACCUCCCCCCAGAGGCUGUGAGGUUUUUGUUGGGAAGAUACCUCGUGACAUGUAUGAAGAUGAGUUGGUUCCUGUAUUUGAAAGGGCUGGGAAGAUUUAUGAAUUUCGGCUGAUGAUGGAGUUCAGUGGUGAAAACAGAGGCUAUGCGUUUGUGAUGUACACCACUAAAGAAGAAGCCCAGCUAGCCAUCCGCAUUCUUAACAAUUAUGAGAUUCGUCCAGGGAAGUUUAUCGGUGUGUGUGUUAGCUUGGAUAAUUGCAGGUUAUUUAUUGGAGCAAUUCCCAAAGAAAAGAAAAAGGAAGAAAUCUUGGAUGAGAUGAAGAAAGUUACAGAAGGUGUUGUGGAUGUGAUUGUUUAUCCAAGUGCAACUGACAAGACCAAGAACCGUGGCUUUGCGUUUGUUGAGUAUGAGUCCCACAGGGCUGCUGCAAUGGCCAGGAGAAAGCUGAUUCCAGGAACAUUUCAACUUUGGGGCCACACCAUUCAGGUAGAUUGGGCUGAUCCAGAGAAAGAAGUUGAUGAGGAAACCAUGCAGAGAGUUAAAGUUCUCUAUGUAAGAAAUCUAAUGAUUUCAACUACAGAGGAAACAAUUAAAGCAGAAUUCAAUAAAUUCAAACCUGGUGCAGUGGAACGAGUAAAGAAACUUAGAGAUUAUGCCUUUGUUCACUUCUUCAACCGAGAAGAUGCAGUGGCCGCUAUGUCUGUUAUGAAUGGAAAAUGCAUUGAUGGAGCCAGUAUUGAGGUAACACUGGCAAAGCCAGUGAAUAAAGAAAAUACUUGGCGACAGCAUCUCAAUGGCCAGAUCAGUCCAAAUUCUGAAAACCUGCUUGUAUAUGCUAACAAAGAAGAGAGCCACUCCAAAACUCUAGGCAAGACUCCAGCUCUUCCCACUCGCCUCAACGGUCAGCAUAGUCCCAGCCCCCCUGAAAUUGAAAGAUGUACUUACCCCUUUUUUCCUGGAACAAAGCUUACCCCAAUUAGUAUGUAUUCUUUAAAAUACAAUCAUUUUAAUUCUGCAGUGAUGCAUUUGGAUUAUUACUGCAACAAGAAUAAUUGGGCACCACCAGAAUAUUAUUUAUAUUCAACAACCAGUCAAGAUGGAAAAGUACUUUUGGUAUAUAAGAUAGUUAUUCCUGCAAUUGCAAACGGAUCCCAGAGUUACUUCAUGCCAGAUAAACUCUGCACUACUCUGGAAGAUGCAAAGGAACUGGCAGCCCAGUUCACGCUGCUUCAUUUGGACAGGGAACACAGUCUCUUCAGCCUGGACCUGUGUCGAAGAAUUUGGAGAAAAUAAGCAGGUCCUUUCUGAUGUUGCUUGAGCUUACUCUCCUGCAGUUGGUCUCAUUCCUGUUGGUUACAUAUUAAGUCCCAUGACAACAUAAAGUUGAUGCACACGUGUUGUAGGGCUCAUAGUGAAUGAUACAGGGAAGAAAACUUGACUUGUACAUUAAAUGACCUAUUCCACUUCCCAUUACAACAGCACAGCUUCUACCAAUGAUUAUUUUACAAUUGCAGUCGCCGCUUUGAAUACACUGCAGUAAAGAGCAUAGUUGAGUUUUUGGAAAGUACAGGAUCUACAAAUUUGGUCAAUAAAACACACACAUACAGAAAUACUAUAAUUAAGGAAGCAGGAAAUUAUUGGUACAUAAGAUGAACGGUUGUUUGAAAUAGUAAUUUCAAAUAUAAUUGUUUUAAUAAUUUGGUUAAUUUUAGAUAUUUUUCUAUACUAUUAGGUUGAUAAUGGUUUUUGAAGUUCAUUUGGUAGAGAUGAUUCAUUUUACUGUUUUGUGGUACCAGUGAGACUCUAAUGUUAAAUUGAUGUAUUUGGUUAUAUGAAUGUUUGUGCCAACAUUUAAAUAAUGAAAUUUUGGACAGUUAGUUUGUACCAGAUGUCAGGGGCAAAUGUUUGUGCUGGUUUAAUGCUUGAUAUAGUUUCAAAAAAGAAAAAAGAAAGAAACCGAAUUUGCUGUUCUUUUUUUCCUUAUAUAUCAGACCCAAAUUUAAAGAAACUUCUUUGUUGAUUAAAGAGAAAUCAGAGGUUCUCUUUUUCUGUAUUAAAAAGAAAAAGAUAGCCAGAAUGUCCUAUUGUGAAAUCUCCCCAGCAGUGUUGUCAGUUAAGGAGAGUCCUGAUUUGAUGUAACUGUUAUGUUUGCACUGCAGUGAUAGUAAUCCACCACCAUAACGGUAUCACCAAGUAUUUAAAUGUUAGAACAUUAUGUUAAAACAUGAUUGUCUGAAUGUUUGUCUCUUGAAUUAAAUUUGUGUCCAUAAAGAUGUGCAGUAUAAUUGUUCAUAUAUAUUUAUUUACAGACUACAAUUUCCGUCGCAGCUCAAUAAAUAGUCUUUCCCCUGUUAGCGCUACCCUCUCUUCUGGGACGCCCAGCGUGCUUCCUUAUACUUCAAGGCCUUAUUCUUAUCCAAGUUAUCCCUUGUCACCAACAAUAUCACUUGCUAAUGGCAGCCAUGUUGGACAACGACUAUAUAUCUCCAAUCAGGCCUCAUUCUUCUGAAGAAAAUCUGGGUACAGUAGUAUAAAUUUUCUUUGUAUAAGGCAUGAAAAUUAAAGUACUGUUGUAUUUUAGAAUUGAGUUUGCACAUUUGACUUUAAAAACAAUAUAUUUUAACAUAUUAAACAUUAACUGUAAUUCAGAAUGACAAGAGUGGUAGAAUUAGCAGAGAUGCACUUAAAAGUUACUCAGUGGUAGCAAACUACCACUGUUCUUUGUGAACUUUGGGACUUUCUAAUUCCUAGUUUGAAAAGAUUCCAGUAGUUUAUGUUCUUUUUGUAUAACAACUUUGUAAAGCAUCAUUUCAUAACUAUUGAAGUACUUAAAGACAGUGUUUACACUAGACUAGAUUACCAAGGAUCACUAUCUGUAGUGGAGUUCGGAAUAGUUAUGUAACCAGAAGCAUCUAACUAUUAUGUAGAAAGAAAUGAUGAGACAAAAAAGAUUAAGAUGCAAAUUUUUGGCAGUCAUAAUGAAAAAAUCAGUCAACCAUUGUGGUCCUUGAAGUAACUAAAUAUUUUUGUUAAUAUUUGUUACAUGAAUAAAUUAUAAUUUUGCUGUUAAUAAAUUUAAGGUUUUUAUAGUUAUAUUUCAUGUAUGUUUUGAUAUUCAUUGUUUUGGCAAGAAGUGUUAAUGUUUUUAAAUGUUGAAAUCAUGUGUUAAUUUUUAUAAUUCAGAAUCUUCAAUAUUAAAUAUAUGUUGCUACUAA
Myodes glareolus (Bank vole) is the source of this 3505-nucleotide messenger RNA. NCBI's taxonomy places the organism in Eukaryota, Metazoa, Chordata, Mammalia, Rodentia, Cricetidae. The record is from RefSeq and is a predicted model, not a curated record.